Messenger RNA from Phytophthora sojae, 1608 nucleotides. RefSeq lists its product as hypothetical. The record is from RefSeq and is a predicted model, not a curated record. Gene Ontology annotation, cellular component: cytoplasm. NCBI's taxonomy places the organism in Eukaryota, Oomycota, Peronosporomycetes, Peronosporales, Peronosporaceae. The transcript has 4 exons. The coding region runs from base 1 to 1608 and encodes 535 amino acids. Gene Ontology annotation, molecular function: protein binding.
AUGGCUGGACAAGAGAAACAAUGCGCGUCGGUGAGCGCAGUUCACGUGGAGCGGGAGUGGCUGCACGCAGCAAGUAAUGGAGAUGUCGAUCGAAUGAAGAUUCUACGCGAGCAACACCCCGAGCGGCUGGACCUCAAGCGGAAGAUCGGUGUUAGCUCGGCGGAAUCGGCUGAUGGAGAUGAACUGUUAAGGACCUCGAAUUUUUGCAGCUGGGACGGCUUCCACUUGAGCAUCAUUGGGGCCUCAGCGCUGCAUACAGCGACGUGGCAAGGAGACGAGAAGAUCAUGCAGUAUCUGCUCGAAGAAGGGCAGGACCCCGACUCGGCAGACGACUCGGGCAUGACUGCUGUGAUGCUCGCGGUCAUGCGCCAUAACCUGCAGGCGACUCGCUGCAUCUUCCGCGGCAGAGUGGCGAUCCAGCGCAACCUAGUGCUCGAUUGUCGGGAAGAGGACGCAGAGCGAUUGCAGUCUACACUCAGUCGUACCCAGCUCCUUCUGCGCUUCGGCGCUGAUCCGAACAAACGGUGCCAAGGCGGCAAGACGGCGCUGCACCAUGCAACUACGGACGAGACGUACGAGGUGGCUAAACUACUUGUCGAGAACGGGUCAGAUAUCGACGCGAAGGACGAGCUUCAUCUUCCAGACAAUGCCGGUGUUACCCCACUUGAGCUCAUGAUACGCACCGAGGACGUCAACAUUCUGCAAGUCAUGCUGAAUCACCACCAGCUCGUACCGACGCCCCAAGGGGAGGACUUUGCCGGGUCAGUUCUUAUGACUGCUGUCGACGAAGGCGCACUCUCGGUCGUGGAGUUUCUGCUGGAGGAAGGAUACGUCGAAAACGGCUAUCAGAACGUCAAGGGUGAGACGGCCAUGCAUCGAGCACUUUUGAAGCAGAAGCCUGAAGUCGCUGAGCUGCUGUGCGCGGUUGACGAACAAACCGAGCUAUUUGCUCUGCACACAGUGGAUGGAGAGUCGUGUUUCCACUACGCAGCACGGUAUUCGUCACCUGACGAGCUGCAGUUGCCGCUUGCAUGUUACCGUCGAUGGCAUGAUGAGAAGGCACUCGGAGGUGGUGGUGGUGCCGAAGAGUGUGAAGACACAACUAUGGCGAUACUCAACAACCUGAACUCGACCGGCAGUACGGCUCUGUUCCUAGCUGCCACGUCAACAACAUACUCACUUGACGAUCGCAACGCGAAGGCGGAGCUGCUCCUGGAUGCUGGAGCGAAGCUGCUUGGUCGCAGUCCGUUUCUCGAGUUGUCGUCCAGCUUGGUGCUCUCAACGGAAGUGCAGCAGUGCUCGAGUCUGUGGUUAACAGAAUGUGCGGGGCCGUCAUUACAACAUGUUACCAAGUUCUGCAUCAAGUACCUGGCGAUCAUCUCAGCGUCGGAAUAUACCCAGCUCGGGGUGAGCCAUGAAGUGCUGGGAGUGUUGCUGUCGUCGGGUUAUACUGUCGACACAGUGCCGUUGCUGAUAUUACUACCAUUUGAUCGGAGAGUGUCGCUGGCGUUGUUGGAGCACAUCGGUUUGUUCUGCAGACAGCAGAGCCACCUGCUCAUGAUAGCAUUGUACGAAGAGCUUGUUGCCGCGUGGACCGGAUUAAAGUAA